AUGGCACGCAGCAUCAAGGAAGACGUGGAUGAUGGCGAUGAACAUGCUGUCGUGAUAAUGAUUACAAUCCAGGCCAAGUAUUGCCACAACCGGAGAAAACCAUCCAGCAGAUUCGGGCCUGGCUCCAGCCCACCCCAUAUGAGAUCGCCGGAGGCGAAUAUCGCGAACAUCUGGCUUGAGGGAUAUGGGGAUCUGCCCUUCCAGCAGGAUGCUGCGCGACUGCUGAUUGAGGCAGGGGCAGAUGUCAAUGCCGUGGAUGAGUCAGGGGCGGACUGCCUUGUUUACGCUCGAGGCAAUUUUGAGAUGAGUAAGUUUCUCAUCUCUCGUGGAGCGGUCGUGAAAAUAGAAUCGAUAUUUGGGGCAAUCCAUGGUGAAAAUGCGCGCACACUUAAAGUCCUCCUGUCUGGCGGUAUUAGUGUCAACACGCGUCGCAAACCACCAUCUGAAGCUGUAUUGGCGUACGAACGGAAGAGCCGUUUCUCUGGAGGACGAGUAGAUUGGUCGCCGUAUCACUCAAAAGUAGAAGAUCACGAGAUAUUUCCACUACACUGUGCUGGAAGAAAGUGGCCCGAGUUGGCGAGGGACGAACCGGGAACAUUGCGACAGGCAGAGACCGUUUUCGCAAUGGUACAGUUACUGCUCGAUCACGGGGCUGAUCCAUUUGCCAAUUUCUUGACCCCAAGUCCAGUAACUUACGGUACAGCACCUGAGAAUUUCCGAGAGGCCACAGUGCUGCAUGAUUUGCUGCAUCAUGGCAAGGCGAUAGACCCUUUCUUCCAAAUUCCGCAGCUCGACAUACAUCGCCGAGAUGCCAGGGGUUGGACACUCCUUCUUGCAGCUUGUUCAGGCGGCCCGGAUAUCAUACUCUCCUGGAAGCAACAAGAAGAUAACACAGAGGAGACUGUAACGACAUUUCAAAAGCUGUUGUCAAUGGGCGCAGAUCUGGAAGCUCUGGACAAGGCGGGACGGAACGUUCUACAUCUGAUGAUCGGCCGUGAUGAUAUCAGUGGAUGGAAGAAUAUGAGCCAGAUCCAGAGCUCGCUGACUCAAAGUGUCCGAAGGGCACCCCACCUCAUGAACCAGAAGGAUAAUUCUGGGAACACCCCUCUGCACCUGUCCAUACUACGCAUCGUUGAGAGAUCGUCUCAUCACGGCUCUCUAGAUAAACCUAUAGCCGCUGAAGUGCUCAUAGCCGCUAGAGCUGACUACCUGAUUACCGACAAACAUGGCAACAGUAUUAUUCACCUUCUUGCCGCCGGACUUUACACCGAGGAAGAACGUGAAAUGUUUGAGCAGAUGGUACAACUGGGAAUGGAUGUGAAUGGGUGGAAUGAGCAGGGAGAAACCCCGUUGUUCCCAUUCUGCCGCCAACAAAUACAUCCGCAUCCGAUAUUGGGAUUCGGAUACCAAUCAAAGGGGAGGGGACUUCUGCACGCUGCUGCAGGUGGUCAAGCCGAGUUUUUCAAGGAGCUGAUGGGUUGUGGGUUGGAUGCUGGCUUCGAGGACGACGCGCAGCAGACACCGCUUGACAUGGCUGCGGCGUAUGGAAAUCUCGAGGUUCUAAAGAUUUUCGAGAAGAAUGCGUAG
Molecule: messenger RNA, 1587 nt
Organism: Clonostachys solani
Lineage: Eukaryota; Fungi; Ascomycota; Sordariomycetes; Hypocreales; Bionectriaceae
Source: the annotation of a GenBank genome assembly